AUGUCUGAUUGCCAAGAGUUUAAAUGUUUUCGAUGCAGGAAACAUGGGCAUGGAAAACGUUCAUGUACUGCCAUAUUUUGCAAGAGAUGCCGAAAGUAUGAUUGGGAAUGCCAAUGUGUUACUGAUCGUGAUACUUCAAUGUUUGACAGGGAUAAUAUCCCUAACCAUAAUUCUACCCCCUUUCCUGGUGGUGACCUGAAAUCUGACAAUAAAUUCGCCAAUGAUAUUGAAUCUGUUGUGGAGAGCGGGUCUGAUAAUAUAAAUAAUCCCAUUGUUCAGAAAGUGCCAGUUGUUGAAAUUGGGCCUGUUGUAGAUUUUGGGUCUGUUGCUGAUAAGUGUUCCGUUGUUGAAAUUGAGCGUGUUGUCGAAAAUAGGCCCGUUUCUGAUGAUAUUUUGAGUAGUAAAAUUCAGGCUGUUGAUAUUAAACCUAUUGAUGAGAUGAUUUCUGAGAGGUCUGUUGAUGAGAAGAGGUCUGUUGAUAAUAAUAAUGCAAGUGUUAAAAAUUCUAAGAGUGUGAAUGUGGAACUGAACAUUAUUGAAGGCGCUGCCUCUUCUGUUUCUAGUGAAAUUGAUAGUGUGGAAAGCAGUGUUGAUGAUGAUAGUCAAAUGUUGGAAUCCUCAAUAACGGAUGAUUUUAAAACUAGUUCUUCCUCUACUAAUGUAAUACAAAGGCGCACACGUCUUGUAACUGCACCUAAUAAAGAAACUGUUUUAAAAUGUGUUAAAAAUCAUUUUACUUUAUCAUCCAAAAAGAAGAAGUUUGAAUCAAUGCGUAAACACAAUAUCAAAAAUAUUGUUGAUCAAAAUGUUGGGAAAUUGUAA
Molecule: messenger RNA, 822 nt
Organism: Lottia gigantea (owl limpet)
Lineage: Eukaryota; Metazoa; Mollusca; Gastropoda; Lottiidae
Exons: 1
Coding region: 1-822 (273 amino acids)
Molecular function (GO): nucleic acid binding; zinc ion binding
Source: RefSeq, a predicted model, not a curated record